This is a messenger RNA of Dama dama (fallow deer), 745 nucleotides long. Its product is annotated as putative protein T-ENOL. The coding region runs from base 130 to 492 and encodes 120 amino acids. NCBI's taxonomy places the organism in Eukaryota, Metazoa, Chordata, Mammalia, Artiodactyla, Cervidae. The record is from RefSeq and is a predicted model, not a curated record. The transcript has 6 exons.
UCCUCUCUUUCCAGCCUUCCUCCCCAGCUCCCAAAUCCCCCGUCCCCACUGCCCGUAAAAGGGCUCGUUAGACCUCUCCGUCUCCCCUCCUGCCGAGUAGCCCAAGAUUUCGACACAUCUGCUAGGGGAAUGUCAUCCACUUUUGCCAGGAAUGAGGAGAAAAAGGGCAGCCGGCCAUCCCAACCCACAACCCCUGCAACCUCACUGGGCUGCGAUCUGAAGGUUUCUCGCUCUGAGGAAUUCCUGACACGGAUCAGCACGGAACUCACUGACGAGGCCUUGUUUGUUGCUGCUUGCCACAUGAAUCCUGUGUCCAUCAAGGAAAAACAGACACAAGACCGAGGGACUCAGAUAUACAAACACGUGUUCUUCACCAAGACCCGAGGCACUGAUACCCGCUCAGACAGAAACCGUACCCGCACGAAGGCACAUCUCCUGCCAUCCCCUCGUGAGAAGGGAGCUCUGCCUAGCAACUUGACGUCUGGAGGAUGAUCCCAACUUUGGUGCUGCUCUUGGCCUCUUGUGCCCUCCCCUGACUCUGUCUCUCUGCAACAUGUCAAAGCUCCUCUUUCACCGCUCAUUCAACAGUUCGGUUCUGGGGGCGUUCCUGGUCGUGAGCAACAUCACCCCUGAAGCCUCCAAAGUGUUCCGGAACCAUCAGACACCUUGCCACCCUCAACUGGCAGGGACACCACCAGCAAUGAAAAGCUUUAAUAAAGAGACAGAGAUCCUUCCCUCCUCUCAA